Molossus molossus (Pallas's mastiff bat) is the source of this 3009-nucleotide messenger RNA. RefSeq names its product phosphatidylinositol 4-kinase type 2 beta (gene PI4K2B). Lineage: Eukaryota; Metazoa; Chordata; Mammalia; Chiroptera; Molossidae. Gene Ontology annotation, molecular function: 1-phosphatidylinositol 4-kinase activity. The record is from RefSeq and is a predicted model, not a curated record. Gene Ontology annotation, biological process: Golgi organization; phosphatidylinositol phosphate biosynthetic process; endosome organization. Bases 29 to 1531 code for a protein of 500 amino acids. Gene Ontology annotation, cellular component: plasma membrane; endosome; lysosomal membrane. The transcript is spliced from 10 exons.
CUUUCCGCGAUGCGGAGGCCAGACCCGGAUGCCUCGUCUCUCUGAGCCGGUCUCAGCGCGGAAAACACAGAGGGAAGCCAUGGCGCAAGCCUCGGAGCCCGGGCGGCGUGCGCCCGCGGGCGACGAGAGCCUGGACGGGGAGGACGAGGAGCGGGAGCCGCUGCUGCCGCGGAUCGCCUGGGCCCAGCCGCGGAGGAGUGCCCCGGGGACCGCCGUGAGGCUGGUGGAGACUGCCGGGGAGAAAGACGCGGCCUCUCCUGGCCAGGAGGACGACGAGGAACUCCCGCGCCGGCCCCAGCACUCGCAUCGCCAUCCCCCCCGGGGCGUGGGCGGCCCGCGGACCUCGCCCGUCGACGUGGAGAGGAGCCGCUUCAGGGGUUCAGCAUUGAAUACAUUUUUGGAUGAUCCAGAGUUUGCUGCUAUUGUAUUGAAAGCAGAGCAAGCAAUAAAAUUUGGAGUUUUUCCAGAAAGAAUCUCUCAAGGUUCAAGUGGAAGUUACUUUGUGAAGGAUCCUAAGAGGAAAAUUAUUGGUGUGUUUAAACCCAAAUCGGAAGAGCCUUAUGGUCAGUUGAAUCCAAAAUGGACAAAAUAUGUUCAUAAGAUCUGCUGCCCUUGCUGCUUUGGCAGAGGCUGCUUGAUUCCUAACCAGGGGUACCUUUCUGAAGCUGCUGCCUCUCUUGUGGAUGAAAAGCUUCAUCUGGGCAUUGUACCAAAAACAAGGGUGGUUCGACUUGUCAGUGAGACAUUUAACUACAGUGCAAUUGACCGCGCAAAAGCUAGAGGCAAAAAGUAUGCUUUAGAGAAAGUGCCGAAAGUAGGUAAAAAAUUUCAUCGGAUAGGACUCCCUCCUAAGAUUGGUUCCUUUCAGUUAUUUGUUGAAGGUUACAAGGAGGCUGAAUUUUGGCUUAGGAAAUUUGAAGCUGACCCUUUGCCUGAGAAUAUUAGAAAACAAUUUCAGUCACAGUUUGAAAGAUUAGUGAUUUUGGAUUACAUCAUCAGAAACACAGACAGGGGAAAUGAUAAUUGGUUAAUCAAAUAUGAAAAACAGAAACUUGGAAAGGAAAUUAAGGAAACAAAAUGGAUUGAUGAUAAAGAAUUACUUAUUAAAGUAGCUGCAAUCGAUAAUGGUCUAGCAUUUCCUUUUAAACAUCCUGAUGAGUGGAGAACAUAUCCAUUUCACUGGGCUUGGCUUCCUCAAGCAAAAGUUCCUUUUUCUGAAGAAAUAAGAAACUUGAUUCUACCAUAUAUUUCUGACAUGAACUUUGUGCAGGAUUUAUGUGAAGAUAUAUAUGAACUUUUUAAGGUUGACAAAAGAUUUAACAAAGCCAUGUUUGAAAGUCAGAUGUCUGUGAUGAGGGGUCAGAUCUUAAAUCUUGCUCAGGCUUUGAGAGAUUGGAAGAGUCCCGUCCAGCUGGUACAAAUGCCUUGUGUGAUCGUGGAGCACAGUCACAGAACUCACGGUCGGGUCCACCGCACCAGCUCCUUCACUCAGACUUUCCACUGCAGGAAGCCGUUCUUUUCCUCCUGGUAGCUGAUGUGACAAACAGACUGUUUGCAUUCUUGUGUUGUUAAAUCGCUUCAGUUGCCAAAACCUCAAAUAAUAUAAGACUUUAAAAGGUUAUGUUUUGAAUGUUAUCAGAAGUUUACAGUUUUUUGUCCAAAUAUUAAAUUUCUAUUUCAGGGAAAAAGUGAUAUCUCUUCUAAACAGUAUUUUUGUAUAAAAAUCAUGCUUUAUGUUGUUGGUGUUAGUUGAAAAGGUAAUGUCAUGGUUUACACAUUCUGAAAUGACUGUAAUUACUUUAGAAUUCCAAAAAAAACAAAGAAUAAGGUAUUUGUUGGCUUUGAAUAAAAUAAUUUUUUGUAUAGUUUAUAGAUAUUGAGAAGAAUGUUCAUGUUAACUCUUCUCACACUGUAAGAAGCCGGUGAGUGUGAAACUGCUCUUCUGAGCCCGAACUGGUUCGUUAGAGAAGCCGGUAAGAAUGCAGCGCUGCUGCCUUAAUUUAGAAAGCUGCUAAUUUCGAACUUGAAUAAGUGCCCCUAAAGUGACCAUUGGCAGGGACCAGAAAAUUGUAUCUUGGUUAAGUAAUAGAUGACCAUUUUCUCUUUUUGUAUUUCAGAAUAUUUUUGAUCAAUUAUUUUGUUAGAGUGAGAAGAAAAUCCAAAGAUACCUCCUUUUUUAAAAAAUGGAAACACUCAAAUGAGACUUGAGAAUUAUAUAAAAUUAUGGUAGAUUCUUAAUGUUUAUGAAAUUUCAACCUAGCAUUAAAAAUUCCCUUUUGUUCUUUGCAUGGGAUCAAUUACAUAAUUAGUACUCCAGAGUACUAAUCUUGUUCAACUUGGUACUUAAGUUAGUAUUAAACCUCAUUGAAAAUUAAAACAUACCUCAAAUUGCAUAUUGGAUUGCUUAUAAUUACAGUCAAAUUUAGAAUAUCAGCCCUAAUUGAAGUGGACCAUGUCAGAGAUAACCAUAAAAUCAUUUAUACUUGAUUUUGAAUAUUAAUAUGUCUGACAUCCUGGGACUUGGUAGCACUUUUAACUCACCGAGUGAUUUAAAUUAAGAUGAGCCCAAUGCGAAGACGUGAUUCUAAAGAAGCAGAAGUGUCCUUCUCUUCUUCAGGCUCCAGACAAAUACCACCACCACUCGGCCUAAACUGGGUGGCUUGUGAUCUUGACCUUUUGCUUUUUUAAUGAAGUACUUUUUUUGUAAAAAGUAUUUCCUGAAGGUCAAGUUAGGGUGGAAGACAGAUCUGCAGUGCUCUCUUCCUUCCCUCUUUUCUCUUGAUCUUUGUGAAUGUGACGAGUGAGGAUACUGCUGUGCAAGCUGAAGUGUUCUCCUACCUCCCCCGACCCUUCAUCAUCCUAAUGCUGAGAUGAUGGGAAACUGGAAGCUUAAAACUCGAGCUACUAUCUUUAGAUAAAUGCUAGUAAUUAAAAUGUGCCUUUAAAGAUAUGUUCUAAAAGAACUAAGAUGUUGUGAUGUGGGUACUGCUUUCAUAAAACAGUUUUUUU